AUGGCUGACGAAACUGAAACCCAAAAUACUACGCCCGAUAGUAUUGGAUGGCCUACUUCACCCCGCCAAGGUGUACAGCCCCCGACCGAGCCCCCUCCGCGCAAUGAAGCCACCAGCUUGCAGUCUCAAUCAGGCGCAGUGCCCCCUGUGAUUAGGGGUUGGUACGCUCCACCAGCCCCCUGGCAGGUACAAUCCAACUCUCCAGCAACGCCGACACCUAGUCAAACUGCUAGUCAAAAUGCUGCUCCACCUACUGUUCCGCCUGUUUCUCCAACUGUAGCUCAGAUUGUUGCUCCAGCUACAAUCCCCAGUGCUGCUCCAACUGUGGGCCAAACGCCGAGUCAAAUUCUUGGUCAAAUGCCGAAUCAAUUGCUCAGUCAAACGCUUGGUCAAACGCCUAGUAAAGCCCCUAGAGCUUCGCCCCUUUCAACUGAAGAUGAUCUCGAGCUACUACGCAUUGCUGUGUACUAUAAAGAUCGGUUCACUAGCAUGAAAGGCAAUGCUUCUCUUUAUGAGUCGAUUGCAGACGUAUGGAGAGCCAAUACUGGGCGGAACAUCAAUCAACAAACUGUUCAUAAGCAUGUCACCGAAAGGCUCAAAGUGCAUGGCGCUAUACUAUCUAUACCAAAGGCUGACCGGGCUAGAAUGAACGCCACUGAAGCUGCUAUUUUUGACUAUGCCAAUGAGAUAUACGAAGUGCUACAACAGAACUUAAGAGCAAACGAACAACGAAAGGAGUUCGCUAGUGUGGGUACUAGGCCCCAGAUAUCUACCAACUCUGCCGGGGAUGGUAUGGCCGAUGAAUCAGUACAACGGGCAAGGGAUAAAAGACCUAUAAAUGAGGCGAAUCCUACGCAAGUCGGUAUGUUAAAGCCACCGACUCCCCCGAUAUCACUACACACAGAAAUGGCCUUAUUUCUUAGUAUGAUGAAUACUCGAGCAGCUAGUGAGGCCUCCACCGCGGCUAAAAGGUCGGAUAUCACUAGGCUAGAACGUCGAAUUGAUAGCAUGGCUGCUACUAUGGACGGGAUGAUGGCUUUGCUUAGAACCAUUGCGCAUAGGCAGUCAGGGUCCAACUAA
Molecule: messenger RNA, 1080 nt
Organism: Penicillium vulpinum
Lineage: Eukaryota; Fungi; Ascomycota; Eurotiomycetes; Eurotiales; Aspergillaceae
Exons: 1
Coding region: 1-1080 (359 amino acids)
Source: RefSeq, a predicted model, not a curated record